UAUAAAAAUAUCGUAACGCGAGAUGCUGGGCCGAGGGGGGUGUGCCGCUUGUCUGCCAAGCUAUACGAAGUGGUCCGGCCUUAUUCUUUUGGAAGCUUUUAUUUUUCUGGCAAUGUCAGGUGUGGACGUUGGCGGAGGUGCAAAACUGACCUCCGUUGAUUUUGAAAUAUUUGGGAAUGUACAGGGGGUCUGCUUCAGAAUGUACACUGAAGACCAGGGGAAGAAGCUGGGUGUGAAUGGCUGGGUGAAGAACACCAGGCAGGGUACCGUGGUGGGACAGGUACAAGGCCCCUCUGACAAAGUCAGAGAAAUGAAGGCGUGGCUGAGCAAAGUGGGGAGCCCCAGCUCCCGCAUCGACCGAGCCGUCUUCUCCAACGAGAGGGACAUCCCCAAGCUGGAGAUGAGGGGGUUUGGCACACGCUACUGAGUACCCCGAAACCUCUCCUCGUUCACAGUUACUGCAGGACCUCUGCUCUGCAGAGAUAGGAGAUUCAAGGUACCUUCACACCUAGAACCGUAAUUAUAAUUAAAACUAUAACAAUACAGGCAAUAGAUUUGUCUCAAGCAAACAGAACCCAUGUGUUCACAAUACAAUGAUAGUGAAAAAUGUAGCUAAAAUUUUGUAACUAUAAAUUUGGAUUGCCCCCAGAUCAUUUUUUUUUCAUGCAGGUACAACGUUAAAAUACCUUCAGUCCAUCAAAAGUGAGUUCUAAUGUGAAAAAUCCUGGCGCCGAAUCUUUAACUGACACACCUGUUCAUUCCACAAUAGAUAUCCCACCAUUCCGCAUAUAUUACUGAACAACAGUAUGGCAUCCGGUUUGAAUGAGAAUUUGAAAGUUGCCUUGUUCAAAAAGGAUAAUCCGGAUUAUGAAACUGCCACAAAAAAGGCUGACAUUUGAGCAGGUGUUGGGAGAUACCUCAAUAUAAGAUACCUUUAAUGUACCCAAAUGUGCCGACUGUGCCUGUUCUUUAUUUUAGAGAGUGAGUAAAGUAGUAUGAGAUUGGUGAAAUAGCCGUCCUCCACCUUACAAAACGAUCCAAAACCUCCACCUUCACAGAACGAUACAGUGGAACAUUGUAGAAUGAUAUCUUCACAGUGUGUAUGCUUGUGAAACUUUGUGUCCUUAUAGUUGUCAUUAUUGUUUGUAAUUGUAGCGUUUGGUGUGAAGGUACCUUGACCCAGAACAGUCAGAGAUGAGAACAGCAUUAGGCAUGCUCUUUAAACUUAGAGACUGCUCUUUGAGUUAUCACAGGUACUGCUUGGGCAUGUAUUCAUUUAAUACAAAUGAAACUAAACCAAAUUCUGCAUGUAAAUUAGGCUCCUAAAACCAGCAAUUGGAAUUCUAUGGUUAUACAGAUUAUCAGAAACUUGCAAACAACCCUUACAAAAAAAUAAAAUAAAAGAAUAUAUGUCUGAAUGUUUUGUGGUUCUGUCUGAAAAUAUAAAUCACAAUACCUGACACAUAAUAUGUAGCAUAUAAUCAAGAUGUAAUUAUUAAAAUAUAUCAGGCCUAUAUUGACAGUUUUACUUAAUAAAUUGCUGAAAUAUUGUAUAUUUGAACAUGCAUUAAGUUAUUCAUACUUUGCGGUGGAAAAUGUUGUUGAUGAAUGUUGUUCUUAUAAGUUGUUGGUUUACUGUGUUGGCAGCGUUGUUUGUUAGUAAACAGUCAUGCCAUAACGCUUUCAUUAAAAAAAAUAAAUGAGAAUUAAGGUCAA
Anguilla anguilla (European eel) is the source of this 1716-nucleotide messenger RNA. Its product is annotated as acylphosphatase-2-like. The record is from RefSeq and is a predicted model, not a curated record. NCBI's taxonomy places the organism in Eukaryota, Metazoa, Chordata, Actinopteri, Anguilliformes, Anguillidae. Gene Ontology annotation, molecular function: acylphosphatase activity. The transcript has 4 exons. The coding region runs from base 23 to 427 and encodes 134 amino acids.